UCGAUUGCUUUCAUAUAUUGUUUUAGUCAUCUUUUCUAAGAGUAGAUUUCGUCGUGUGCUUUCUUAUAAAUCUCGUUGAGAUAAUUAUUAUUUAAAAUGACUGAAGCUAUUCGCGUUGUAGUGACUGGUGCUGCGGGCCAAAUUGCUUACUCCUUGCUUUAUAUGAUAGCACGAGGUGAAGUUUUUGGAAAAGAUCAACCCCUCAUACUGCAUUUGUUGGAUAUUCCUCCUAUGGCCGGAGUCCUUGAAGGCGUCGUUAUGGAGCUGGCUGACUGCGCUUUACCUUUAUUGCAAGAAGUAAUUCCUACAACAGACCCAAAAGUAGCAUUCAAAGACGUUUCUGCGGCAUUUCUCGUUGGUGCCAUGCCCCGCAAAGAAGGCAUGGAGCGGAAAGAUUUGUUGUCUGCAAAUGUAAAAAUAUUUAAAGUACAGGGCCAAGCUCUUAAUGAGUUUGCCAAAAAGGAUGUAAAGGUUCUCGUUGUCGGAAACCCAGCAAACACCAAUGCUUUGGUGUGUGCCAAUUAUGCUCCGUCAAUUCCUAAGGAAAACUUUUCCGCUAUGACUCGCCUUGAUCAAAAUCGUGCAACAUCACAGAUUGCUGCUAAGUUGGGUGUUCCAAUAGCAGCCGUUAGCAAUAUUAUAAUUUGGGGAAAUCACUCUUCGACUCAAUAUCCAGAUGCAGGCCAAGGAAAAGUUUUCAUAAAUGAUGUCUGGAAGUCAGUAACCGAAGUACUCAACGACACUUCCUUCCUUCAAGGUCCAUUUAUUGAUAUUGUACAGAAACGUGGCGCAGCCGUUAUUGCUUCACGCAAAAUGUCAUCUGCUAUGUCAGCUGCAAAAUCUGCAUGCGACCAUAUGCAUGAUUGGUGGAAUGGUACUGCACCAGGAAAGUUCGUUUCUAUGGGUGUUUUUUCUGAUGGCAGUUAUGGUACACCAAAAGAUGUCGUUUUUUCAUUUCCUGUCGAGAUUAAAAACAAGCAGUGGAAAAUUGUGCAGGGUUUGACAAUUGAUGGAUUUUCAAAGUCUAAGUUGGAUAUAACGGGUAAUGAACUUCGUGAAGAAAGAGACGAAGCGUUGUCUGUUUUAGAGUCAAAUUGACUAGCAACUGGGCUGAGCUCGAAACUGUAGGAGACAACGUAUAUCUGGUGCAAUUUCUAGAAAAAUUGUAAUUUUUUGUUAUGUAGUAGUCUGUGGAAAACAAUCAUUCUUAAGGCAUUUAACAGUAGAGUUCAUUGAACUUUUUAUAUUCAGUGAAGAUACAUUUAUAUUAUAGAUGUGAUUUUGAAAUAAAUUGUAAAUUGUACAUCA
Molecule: messenger RNA, 1308 nt
Organism: Scaptodrosophila lebanonensis
Lineage: Eukaryota; Metazoa; Arthropoda; Insecta; Diptera; Drosophilidae
Gene: Mdh1
Product: malate dehydrogenase, cytoplasmic
Exons: 2
Coding region: 97-1098 (333 amino acids)
Biological process (GO): malate metabolic process; tricarboxylic acid cycle; oxaloacetate metabolic process
Cellular component (GO): mitochondrion; cytosol
Molecular function (GO): L-malate dehydrogenase (NAD+) activity
Source: RefSeq, a predicted model, not a curated record